Molecule: messenger RNA, 1726 nt
Organism: Hydractinia symbiolongicarpus
Lineage: Eukaryota; Metazoa; Cnidaria; Hydrozoa; Anthoathecata; Hydractiniidae
Exons: 9
Coding region: 678-1700 (340 amino acids)
Molecular function (GO): DNA binding
Source: RefSeq, a predicted model, not a curated record
UUAAAAAUGCGAUCUAAAAAAACAUUUUUAUCGCCGUUUUUCUUUUUUAAACUUUUAAAAUGCAAUCUAAAAAAACAUUUCUAUCGCCGCUUUUCGUUUUUAAACUUUAAAAAUGUGAUCUUAACAUUCCGAACGACAUUCCGAACGAACUUGGAAAAAGAAUCCUUUAAGGAACCAAAAAACUGAAUAAGAAAGGCUGCGGUUUUUUGCUCUUACCCUGAUGGAAUAUCAACAAGCAUGGAUUGUCUACAUCUAGUGAACCGUUGCUGCUGUCCGUCAAUUUGAAACCUGAACCUAAAUGUUCAAUAAUAACAUGGAGGGAAUGAAGUCAGUCGAGUAGAAGAAGAAAACUUUAAUUGAUUUUCUUUUGGUAGAAACCAUUUUUGUGAAAAUCAGCUAUUGGGUUUCUACAUGUUAUGUAACGUCUAAUAAGAAAUAGUUAUAAACUUACACUUCUGGACUCGAUGGUGCGCUAAGCUCACUUGCGAAACUGUCAUCCAUUUCAUAAAAUUAGCAAAAUCUUUAAAAAAUUGAUACUUUUUCUCCUUUUCGAAUGUUUAAAAAACCGCGCUUCUUUUUUCGAAUAUCAAGUGUGCACGAUUUAAAAAAGCGUUCACAACGCUGCAUAUUUUACACGAAACGGACGCUGAUAAUUUUGUUCCUGUUAUUCAAUCAUCAUGUCUCAAUUUGUCAGCGAAAGGUUACAAACUAAACAGCUUUGCAAUUCAAAUGUUGAUCAAGUAAUUUCAGAAAUCCGAACAGUUGUAUUGUUUCCUGAGGAGGGAACCUAUACGGUUCUCAAUGAGAGAAUGACAAAACGGUUUAUGAGGUACAACAUAGGAGAUGUUAUUUCCCUCACCCAAGAUAAUAGGACAUUUGCAACAAAAAUCAUUUUCAGAGGGUCAGAAAAAGAGUGCAAUAAAAAAUGCAUAGAUUUGGAAAAUGAUUUGAGAAAGAAAGGAGCAGAAUCAAGCUACCAUGGUUCUGAAGAUGAUUCAGACGACGAAUCUAUUGUAAACGAACCUCCAACAAAAGUAUCUAGGCUAACUGAAGAAAUAAAUAAAGAGAAGUUACGGCUUAAACAGACAUUGCCAGGGUCAAAUGUGAGUGCGCUAAUUAAUCAAAGGGAUCCGUUUCAAGAAACCACUGAUAGAAGACAUCAACCUAUAUACACAUCAACGCCACCUGCCUCAGAAAAAAGGUCAUCACGACCAAGAAUUGAAGAGAAACAAGACACUGAUCUCUUAAAAUUAAUAUUGGAGGAAUGUAGGAAAACAAAUGUAUUGCUACAAGAGCUUGUCAAUAAGGGUGAUAAUUCGACAGUGGGGCAGGUUUCAAAUGACCCAGCAGAUAAAUUGAACCGUGGUGACUAUGUACUUGAUGAUGGUAAAAAUCUGCUGGAUGUUCCUCGGGUGCCACAUAAGUAUCUUAAAUACGCUCGAAAUUUGGCCAAGAAAUUGUGGACUGAUGAGGAAUUGUUAAAUGGCAUCAUCGAGCCACAAAAACAGUCCAAAACUGGAAAAAUCACUUUGGAUGUUCGCAAAGUUGGUUUGUUGAAAGGUAUAGCAAUCAUUCUAAAAAUAAUAAAUCAUUGGCGAUACCUUAUUUCUUUAGGGCUUAUCGAAACAAAGGAGGUGAAUAAUGGACUUCACUCAAUUAUUAUUUACAUUUUUUUUCUUUUUCUUAUCAAAUGCUUUUAAUUUUUUCAUCUUCACAAUAUUUAACU